GAUCUAGAUCAGUCCUCUAGUCACCAUAGAUCUGUUUACAUUCUAUUGCGUCCCUUGUCUUUUUGUUUACCCCUCUGGAUUGGAGUUAGAUCUAGUCAUCCGGAACAUUCGAAGCCACAGAGCUCUGUAACAAUAGCCAGACCUAAUUUUACCUGUAGUACAGUGGUGUAUGCCGGCUGGGUGUAAUCAUAAAUCAGCUUAUGAAUUUGAUUUGUAUUUGUAUUAGUCUGCUACUUUGUUUUGUGAAGAACUAAACCAAGCUUUGAUGCGAUGUUUCUCUCAGUAUAUAAUCGUUGAUAGAAAAAGCAGAAAUCAGACUUCAAUUUUUUAAAAUCUUCACAAUGAUAUGAAUUCUGUACGCCCCUAUUUAAGGAAAUAACCUGUCAUCGUUGAGUUCAAAGAUCUGUGGUAUUAGCCAUGUUUUAAUUUAUUAUAUGUGGUGAAUCAGUGAGUACCAAAUUGGGAUGGAAUUCCUCCAUGUAGCAAUUGAAUAUGUUCAGGGCUUGGAUAUUGACUAUAUCAGGUGGGUGCUGUGGUUGGUCUACCCAAUUCUCAUCACAUUUCUGCUGCCUCUGUGCAUCCUUGUGCUGAUCUAUGUAACUGCUCUGAUGCUCUUCAUUUACAAACAAAGAAUGAAACUCAAGGCUGCUUACGACCGGGAUUUUUGGUAUGGUGCAAGAAAGACGGUUGGAGCAUUGUGGAUUGCUCAGGCAAGGAUUUGGCAUGGUUAUGAAGUGGAAGGUUUAGAAAAUAUUCCAGCAUCAGGCCCGGCCCUUAUCAUCUACUACCAUGGAACGCUUCCCGUUGACUUCUACUAUGUCAUGGCUACCCUGGAAAUGGAGAGGGGCCAGCAGAUACACAUUGUUGGAGAUCGCUUUCUCUUCCAUGUUCCAGGAUGGUCUACCCUUCUGGAAGUCUUCAAAGUGACGCCUGGAGCGGUCAGCAACUGUGUGGAAGUUCUUAGGUCUGGUCACUUAUUGUCUAUAGCUCCCGGUGGUGUCAGGGAAGCCCUGUUUGGAGAUGAAAACUACACCGUUAUGUGGAGCAGUCGCUGUGGAUUCGCUAAAGUAGCUCAUCAAGCCAAUGUGCCAAUCAUUCCAAUGUUCACCAUGAAUAUCAGAGAAGCUUUCAGAACUCCUGGCUGGGCCAGAGCUUGGCUUCGAGGAUUUUAUGAACGCACUCGUCUACCUCUAGUACCAAUUUAUGGAUUUUUCCCGGUGAAAUUAAAAACAAUAUUUGGGGAGCCUAUAAUUCCUAACCCAACAUUAUCGCAUGAGGAGCUGAGAGACUUGGUGAAGAGCAGAAUUGAAGACCUUAUCAUUUCUCACCAGCCUCGACCAGGAAGUAUCCUCCAAGCUCUCCUGCAGCGUUUUCCAUGGUUUCGGUGACGGCAGCCAUGUCUUCGUACAGUUCCAGAGGUUUUCUCCUGCCCUAUUUACAGCCUUAUUUAGCUGACCCUUUAAGCCAGUGGCUGCUUUGUGCUUGUUCAGUCCAGUGACCAAACUAUGGGGACCAGCUUCAAGAUGGUGAAAUUUUGUUGGCAAGUAUACUUAGUGAAAAGGCUACUAGGUCACAAUAUUGAGCUAUAAUUCUGAAAAAUGCAUUUUUAAGUACAGUUGAACCUGCUUUAACAGCCAUCUGUUCAAGGCAAACAUGUUCUAACGAUCACAUCCCACUUCCCCUUGCAUUAUGAUGACACUGUCCAAGACAUCCAUUUGUCAAUGACGACUACUUUUGCCUUUGAGAAUGGGUAGCCAUCAUGGACAAGUUCAACUGUAUGUUUAAUCAGGAAAAGCAUUUACCAGGAAGGUCUACUAUUGACUAUAAUAAUAAGUACAUUUACUCUAAGUUAGACUAAUGUUGUGUCUUGGAAGCUCUUUCGCUCAGGUAUUUUUCUGUAUUUUUGAAAGUGUUGUGUAAGUGAAGAAGGUUGAGCUUCUCUCUUUCACUUUAGGUGAUUGGUGAUGCCCUCAUUUUAUUGGCCCUAUGGGCUGCAUGUGAUGUGCGGUGCAAGUAUUGAUAUCAUAGUAAGUGUGUGGUGAGAACGGCACAUUACCAUCCCUCUCUUGUUUCUGUCUUGAUUUUUCACCUGCGCUAAAUGGUCAUUGUUGUGUUGUUGAGCAGUUCAUUAGCUCCGACUGCAUAUCAUUGUUUGAGUGUUUCUUGUUUGCCGUUAUAUGAUGGGAACUGCUUCAGGUGUCUUUACGGUUGGAUGAGGCUGGAGGGUCUGUGGGUUCGAGGCUAGCUUGUGGGGUUGAUCGGGAUGUAGAGUCUGUAUUUACAGUGUGGGCGAGAAGUGAAGGUAAAGAAACAGCUGGUUUGUGCCAGAGAUGAAGGUGAUGGCACAACUGGUUUGAGCUAGGGGGGAAAGCAAUUUAUUGGUGCAAGAGGGGGAAAAAAGACUGCUGUACUGUUAACAGUGAAGGAAAAUCUUUUGUGACAAAGUUAAAAUACGCACAGUAGAUGUUUGUCGGUGAUUAAGUCAAGCUCUUUUGAGCCAUAUCUUUUCGUGGGAUUCCUGGUAUAUCUUUUGUACUAUCCUGAGAUUAUCUAUCAAAAUCUUAAUAUUUUGCUGAUUUUUUUUAUAUUUUGGUUUGAAUAAUUGUUUUGUGAAGUCCACCCUCACUGUGCUAUAAAUAUUGAGUUCACCAAUUUCCUACGAAGCAAUGUGGGGUGCAUUGCAAAACUGGACUUUGUGUAUUGGUAACCCACACUGUGUGUAUUGACUGGAUGACAAUUUGCUUUUGUAUGAAGGGAGUAGACGAACUUUUAUCUAAUGAAUGCUUUUAUGACAAUUGUGGGUAAGUAUCAUCUGGAAUUUUAUAAGCUAAAUCAUUUCAUCUAAAGUCUGGAAUUACUUUGAGGUUUGAAAUUUAGAGAGAAGUUGAAAAAUGGUGUUACGUUAUUGUUAAUCCUACGUCACCAUUAGGCUUGCCAUUUACUACUGCUCUCUCUCUGAUUGUUCUUGACUUAAACAAACAUUAUAGCUUCUCACAAGGGAAAAGCAAGGCUCUUUCAAGAGCAAGUCAUCAAUAGGAUUGAAAAUGAAAUUCUUUCAGACGACUAUAGUAAGUCUUCAGGAUGUGAGAGUGGAAAUUCUAGUGACUUCCAUA
This is a messenger RNA of Aplysia californica (California sea hare), 3113 nucleotides long. RefSeq names its product transmembrane protein 68. The coding region runs from base 465 to 1388 and encodes 307 amino acids. NCBI's taxonomy places the organism in Eukaryota, Metazoa, Mollusca, Gastropoda, Aplysiida, Aplysiidae. Gene Ontology annotation, cellular component: membrane. The record is from RefSeq and is a predicted model, not a curated record. Gene Ontology annotation, molecular function: acyltransferase activity. The transcript is spliced from 9 exons.